Ilyonectria robusta is the source of this 2142-nucleotide messenger RNA. RefSeq lists its product as uncharacterized. Lineage: Eukaryota; Fungi; Ascomycota; Sordariomycetes; Hypocreales; Nectriaceae. The transcript has 6 exons. Bases 1 to 2142 code for a protein of 713 amino acids. Gene Ontology annotation, molecular function: FAD binding; monooxygenase activity; lyase activity. The record is from RefSeq and is a predicted model, not a curated record.
AUGGCGACGCUCAAUGGACACCAUGACACCGCGGCCAGCGCGCCCAGGAACCCACUGGUGCAUGACCACCCGCAUCCCUUGAAGGUUGCCAUCAUCGGUGCCGGUAUUGGCGGUCUCAGCGCCGCCAUUGGCCUUCGACGCGAGGGCCAUGACAUUACUCUAUAUGAGCAAUCUCGGCUGGCCAGCGAAGUCGGCGCGGCUGUCCACAUGGCCCCCAACGCCAACGGCCUCCUUCGACGAUGGGGUCUCGUCCCCGAGAACUUCGGCGCAAACCUCAUGUGUCACUACAAAGAGCUCCAGCACAACGGCGCCACCAUCAAGGAAAUGGACCUCGCCGGCCCUAACCAGCUGUGGCAGCACCCCUGGCAGCUCGUUCACCGGGUUGGCCUACAUGAGGCUCUGAAGAAGGCUGCCACCGAAACCGAGAGGCCUGGCAAGCCCGCUGUCCUCAACACAGCUAGCAAGGUCGAGGAAGUUGACCCAGCCAAGGGAACCAUCACCUUGGCCGAUGGUACCGUUGUGGAGGCCGACGUCAUCUUGGGCGCCGACGGCAUCUAUUCUCGGAGUCGCAAGUUCGUUACUGGCGUCGAGUCGAAGCUCUUCGGUUCCGGCAAGGCCGCCUUCCGCUUUCUGAUCCCCAAGAGCGUCGCUCUGGAGGACCCUGAAACCCGACCCCUCGUCGCUCUCGACAAUUGCCUAUCCAUGUGGUAUGGAGACGAUAGACGGGUUGUUAUCUACCCUUGCAACCACAACGAGAUGCUCAACUUUGUCUGCAUUCACCCCGAUACCGAGUCGCACGCCACUGCUACCGAUGAAUGGAACAAGACUGGUUCGCUUGAGCAAAUCCUCAAGGUCUACAAUGACUUUGAGCCAGCCCUUCUAAAGCUCAUCCAGAAGGUGGCACCCGAGGAGCUCAAGGUCUGGCAACUGUUGGAUAUGGAGAACCUGCCCACCUGGGUAAACAACAAGCUCGCUCUUUUGGGAGAUUCAGCCCACCCUUUCACACCUCACCAGGGACAGGGCGCCGGUCAGGCUAUGGAGGAUGCCGCUGCUUUGUCGGUUGUGCUGCCCAAGGGUACUGCGCCCGAGGACGUGCCUGAGCGGCUCAAGUUGUACGAGAAGAUCAGAUACGAGAGAGCUCAUAAGAUCCAGGACUAUUCUCGCCAGGCAGGCAAGGACUGGAUCGAUGGCAAGCCCCAGAUUGACAUGAUGAGCUAUACCAAUUACAACUUCGGCCACGACGAGUAUGAUCACGCAGGGGACGUCUUCAAGAGGUGGCUGUGGGAGCAAAAGCAGGACCUUUACUGGAGAAUGCCCAUCUCGUUCGGACCUUUCCCUGGUCCUCGCCAAGACCACCUUGGCCGCCGUCAGCCCGGCGCCGCCCAGCGAACCUUUAGAACCGCGUCAGUCAAGUUCAAGACGUCGCGGACAUACCUCGAGACGCUUUUCCCCACAAAGCAGUUCAAAUUCAAAUCUCCCUCGACCAUCUGCGAGGCAAGCUUCUCUGCGACAACCCUCGACAAGAUGUCUUGGCUCGGCGGCCAGGGAUAUAACCACUUUGGCCUGUAUAUCCACGGCGUGCAAUACACCAAGAAGGACGGGUCAACGAUUGAUGGCACAUUCCUCCCUAUUCUGAUGGAGAGCUUAUGUGAUCCUAUCGUCUCAGGCCGUGAGGAGUUGGCUAUGCCUAAGCUCUUCUGCGAUAUUGAGGUCCACCCCCGAUCGAACUCAUUCCGCAUGAAGGCCUCGUGGAGAGGCGCUACUUUCGCCGAGAUGACGCUCAAGGACCUGACGGACGAUGCACCCGAGAGCGAGGGGGGCAUCAUUGGUGGCGAGGCCGACUAUGGCAUCCUGGCAUACCGAUACAUUCCGGCAGUUGGAGAGCCAGGGAAGGCGGACUGCGAGUAUGCCACGGUGGUGUCACACGCUGAGGAGUCCAAAGAUGUACCAUCCAAGGUGAACAGGGUGCAACGAUCCAAGAACGCUUCGGUCAAGCUGGAUGCCCAGGACUGGGAGUCGCUUCCGACUCUACACCAUGUUGCGGCGGGCCUGGCACAGAUCCCCAUCUACUCAGUGGUUAGUGCCAAGGUGGUAGAAGGUAACGGCGUCCCCAAUGUGGCGGCAUGCAAGCGGAUUGAGUAG